AUGAAUGAAGUUAGGGUUCCUUCUGACAAAAAAGGGGCACGAAGACUCACAAGGCAUAUGCGUGAGUUUUAUGAGAAAAUUGAAAAUUUAGAGCUCGUUGAUUUGCCUUUGGAAGGAGGACAAUUCACAUUCAGAAGAGGUAACGGACAUGAUGGGAGUGUGCAAUCCCGCAUUGAUAGAUUUCUUGCGAGUAACUCGAUCUUCCGUGGUGUAUCUAAUGUGGAAGGGUGGUGGGCGAGGGAGGCCGUGUUUGGUUCUCAAUCCUCUAGACUAUUUAUUAAGCUUAAAAAUCUACGAAAGACGCUAAAGAGUUGGUUUGUGGGGAAUCGUGCAUUGUUUUUCUCCAAGGUUGAGGUUCUAAGUCGUGAAAUUUUAUCAAUUGAUGGUGUAGAGGAAGUUCGUGAUCUCUCUAGUACGAAAAUUUCUACACGAAUUCAUUUAGUGAGCGAGUUGCUUGAAUUAUGUAAAGAGGAGGAAAUUGGGGUGAGACAACGCAGUAGAGCGAUUUGGUUGCAGGAAGGUGAUAAAAACACCAAGUAUUUCCAUGGCAUCUCUAAAGAACCAUUUCAGGUUAGACCAAAGUUGAAUAAAAUAAGUUUUGCAUCUAUAAAUACAAAUGAGAAAUGCAUGUUGGAAGCUCCUUUCUCUAUCGAGGAGGUGGAUGCGGCAAUAUUGGAUUGUGGUAGUGAUAAGUCCUCCAGGAGUGACGGUUUUACUCUAGGGUUUUUUAAAAAGGCUUGGGAGUUCCUUAAGGCUGAUAUUAUGGCGGCUAAGAAUCACUUCUAUCGAUUUUCAUCUUUUGAGAAAAGUUAG
Molecule: messenger RNA, 813 nt
Organism: Impatiens glandulifera
Lineage: Eukaryota; Viridiplantae; Streptophyta; Magnoliopsida; Ericales; Balsaminaceae
Exons: 3
Coding region: 1-813 (270 amino acids)
Source: RefSeq, a predicted model, not a curated record